Molecule: messenger RNA, 1255 nt
Organism: Vanessa tameamea
Lineage: Eukaryota; Metazoa; Arthropoda; Insecta; Lepidoptera; Nymphalidae
Product: E3 ubiquitin-protein ligase PPP1R11-like
Exons: 5
Coding region: 185-625 (146 amino acids)
Cellular component (GO): nucleus
Molecular function (GO): protein serine/threonine phosphatase inhibitor activity; protein phosphatase 1 binding
Source: RefSeq, a predicted model, not a curated record
UGACAUUGUUGACAUUUAUUAGCAAGACAAAUUCUUCAUCACGAAGUUUUUUUCAUAUAACUGCUAAUAGGGCUGUUUAUGAUAACACUUAACUAUAUUACGUCAUUAAUAAAUGAGAGCGUCAUUGUUUAUUGUCUAAUUAGGUAUAUAAUGUGAUAGUAUUUUACAAAAUAAGUGCUGUUUGAUGGGCGAACGACAGAGAACUUUACGAACCGAAGACAUGGCUACGACCAGUACAGCGGUGACGACGGUGCCGCCACAGACACAAGAGGAGUCAGUGGAGCGCGUGGCGGUGAUCACGCUCCGGCCGACGCGGAAUCAACAGCGGAAGAAGGUCGUCUGGACUGACGACACCAUCGACAAUGAGAAUAUGAACAAGAAGAAAUCUAAAUGUUGUUGUAUAUACGAGAAGCCGCAUCGCUUCGACGAGUCCGACUCCGAAGACAGCGAUGACGAAUGUGAGCACUGCUUUGGGCACGUCGAGCGAAAGCACAAGAAACACCACACGGGCACAGUGACAACAACAGAAAUACAGGAGACGGUGGAGCAAACAGCAUCAAUAACGCUCCAGCCGAGCGAGCCUGCGCCCGCGCCGCCCGACAGGCCGCCGGCGAACACCACAUAAAACAUGCAAAACAUACUAAUACAUAUUAUCAUAUUACAAACGAGGCAACCCUAUUCGUGACAAGUAAACGGAAAUCAUUAAAACGUUAGUGAGAAUGCUCGAGCAGCCGCGUGCAGCGGGACCCUGGGCGGAGGUCUAAGACUCCAUCUUGAUAUUUGAGCAACCUUGACCUCCGAAAGCUAGCAGAGGGGACAGCAAGCGGUUUGCGCCCAACCAAACUUUAAAACGCCCAGUACACUACAAUGCGUUAUAAUGACGUGUCUGUGCCAUAUAUGUCAUUUUAAAAUAACCGUUUUUUUUUUUUCAAAGUUCUUCGGGUAAUGAUGUAAUUUAUAUUUUGUAAAUUUUACAAAAAUAUAUUUAUUAUUAAGUAAUUUUUAAAUGCCAACAUAUAUAACAGUUUAGUAAUGUUACUUAUAUAUUGUUAUUGAUAAUUUAAAACUUAAUCAUUCAUAGAUGUCGAGGAUUGUACACGCAGAUGAUUACGGCGCUAGAUUGUCUAUGAAUACUGUGCACCUUUGUUAUAAUGUACUGGUGUUCCAAUAGUUUUAUGGUAUUUUUGUCCCUAAUAGUUAAAAAUACAUACUUAAUUAUUUUUAAGUUCAAAUAUUAAAUAAAUAUAUGAAAAGA